Beta vulgaris subsp. vulgaris (sugar beet) is the source of this 1351-nucleotide messenger RNA. RefSeq names its product auxin-responsive protein IAA14. Gene Ontology annotation, biological process: regulation of DNA-templated transcription. The record is from RefSeq and is a predicted model, not a curated record. Gene Ontology annotation, cellular component: nucleus. The transcript is spliced from 5 exons. NCBI's taxonomy places the organism in Eukaryota, Viridiplantae, Streptophyta, Magnoliopsida, Caryophyllales, Amaranthaceae. Gene Ontology annotation, molecular function: protein binding. Bases 170 to 1018 code for a protein of 282 amino acids.
AACCACGAAAGAGCAUAUACAACCCAACUAUAGAGGAGAGAGAAAAAGAAAGAGAGAGAGUAUUAUUAUACACUACCAAUCAUAUAUAUAUAGAGAGAGAGUUGAGAAUUAAAGAGUAAGAAAAGAUAAACAUCUUAAGAACCAAAAAAUAAAAACAAGAGAGAAAAAAAUGGAAGUUGGGUUGAUGAAGAUGGAGGAUACAGAGCUCAAUCUUGGGCUCGGGCUCGGGCUUGGACUCCCCGGUGGCGGUGGCGGGAACGGUUGCGGUGUAGAGAAACCAGCUGAGAUGGUUGUGAUUAAGAGUGGUAGUGGUGUUGGAAAUAAAAGAGGUUUUUCUGAAACUGUAGACUUGAAGCUGAAUUUUAGUACUACUACAAACAACAAUAAGAAUGAUCAUAAUAAUAAUAAUAUUAUUAAUUCUGGGAAAGAGCAAACUGCUACUUCAGCUCCUUUGGAUCUGAUGAAAAAUGAUAAUAAAGCUGAUGUUUCUGCUGAUAAGGAGAUUUCCUCAAAGGUUAAUGCUGAUUCUGUUAAGCCUCCUGCCAAGGCACAAGUUGUGGGUUGGCCACCAGUGCGAUCAUACAGAAAGAACAUGCUGGCAGUCCAGAAGACCACCGGCGGACCAGAUUCCGAGACUGAGAAGCCAAUGAACGGCGGCGGGGCCCUGGUGAAGGUUAGCAUGGAUGGUGCACCAUACCUACGUAAGGUGGACUUGAAAAUGUACAAGAGUUACCAAGACCUUUCUGAUGCUUUGGGCAAGAUGUUUAGUUCUUUCACCCUAGGCAACUAUGGAGCUCAAGGGAUGAUUGAUUUCAUGAAUGAGAGCAAGCUGAUGGAUCUCCUCAAUGAUUCUGAUUAUGUACCAACAUAUGAAGACAAGGAUGGAGAUUGGAUGCUUGUUGGUGAUGUUCCAUGGGAGAUGUUUGUGGAGUCAUGCAAACGACUUCGCAUUAUGAAAGGAAAGGAGGCUGCUGGUCUUGCUCCAAGAGCCAUGGAGAAGUGCAAGAACAGGAGCUAAGCAAAGAAAUGGAACAAUCCUGCUCCUUUGAUCUUAAGGACACACAUCAAAAAUCAGUUUAAAGAGAAAAAAAAUUGAAUGAGAAUGCAUGUCUAACAGAUGGAUUGAGCAGGGUGAAUUUGUAAUUUCAUGUGUACUUGUUCCUUUUUUUUCUUAUUAUUUUUUUAUUUUUAAAACUUUUUUUGCAUUUUCUUGUACUAUGAUUUGAUAUAGAUUUAUCAUAUUACUACUAUUAAAGUCUGUGAGUUGUAUGGUGCUGAAAUUUAUGACUAGAACAUAGAAACAGUAACUAAAUUUGUGUCCACAAUUAAGACCAUGUUUGGCUGGCCCCAA